GCGACAGACAAUAUAAAAUGGAGCUAUUCGGACUGCUUUGGGGAAUUUUUGUAUUUCAAGAAUGUGCACACGCUGUAUUACAAAACGGAUUCGCUUUCAAGACGUCCAUAUGCGAGGGUAAAAACGGCGAACUUUUGCCCAUGUUUGGAACUUGCAAAGGAUACUAUGUGUGUGCAGAUGGAAGUGCUGUGAUCGGGACUUGCAUAGGGAAUACCUUGUUUAAUCCAUUAACUUUGCAUUGCGAAGAGGCCGAUAAUGUGGAUUGCAUUUUCGAUGGCAAGGUCAGUGCAAGUGAAGAUGGGUCCGGUUCAGAAAGCGAUGAGGACGACGAGGAAGUGAUCUUUAAAACUGAUCCUUCGCUUACUGUCAAACCAGUGAAAAAGAAACGGCCUACGGCCCAAGUCACAGGGCCUGCGGAUUUAUUAAAUAGAAUGUGUACUGGCAAGAAGGAUGGCGUGAUGCUCACGAAAAAGGGAUCCUGUGGGGAAUACUAUGUUUGCAUGGCCAAGAAACCCCAUCUUCACUCAUGUCCAGGUCGACAGCACUUUAGUCCAAGUCACCGAAUUUGCAUGAAGGCUUCAGAGGCCAAGUGUUUAGUUGGUCCACAGAAAACCAAACAAUUAGACGAACCUGCCACAACAGGAGGAGUUUGUUCAGAUGAUAAACAAAACUCACUCGUAGCCCAUCGAUCGGAUUGUGGCAAGUUCAUGCUCUGCAGCAACAUGAUGUUCCUGGUGAUGGAUUGCCCCACGGGCCUGCAUUUCAAUACCGCUUCCUCACGAUGCGACUAUCCCAAGAUUUCCAAGUGUCAGACCAAGCUAAAGGAGACCAAGAUAAAGGAGACCAAGAGCAAAAGGAAAUCAAAGUCGAAAAAGAAUAUUCACAAGGUCAAAUCCCGUCCGUUGUAA
Messenger RNA from Drosophila rhopaloa, 908 nucleotides. RefSeq names its product chondroitin proteoglycan 2. Gene Ontology annotation, molecular function: chitin binding. The record is from RefSeq and is a predicted model, not a curated record. NCBI's taxonomy places the organism in Eukaryota, Metazoa, Arthropoda, Insecta, Diptera, Drosophilidae. Bases 18 to 908 code for a protein of 296 amino acids. The transcript is spliced from 2 exons. Gene Ontology annotation, cellular component: extracellular region.